This is a messenger RNA of Silurus meridionalis, 1152 nucleotides long. It is a transcript of the gene cfap300, whose product is annotated as cilia and flagella associated protein 300. Lineage: Eukaryota; Metazoa; Chordata; Actinopteri; Siluriformes; Siluridae. The record is from RefSeq and is a predicted model, not a curated record. The transcript is spliced from 7 exons. The coding region runs from base 127 to 924 and encodes 265 amino acids.
UUCUCAUACCGAUAUACCCCAUGUCCCUCCUCUGGCGCAGAGGCUCAUGGGAAACAACUUUUUGGCAGUGGUGACGAACUGGCCUCGUCUCGGCGUUUCUAUAGUAACUGUUUGCCCACAACCAACAUGGCGGAUGAAACGCACGCGUUUAAUAAAACCUUUAAAUUUAAUCUGCUUCCCAAUAUAAAGUCCGCGUUCCUGGAAGAUUCGCGGAUUUCGGAACUGUUGAUGAAAUGGUCCAUGUUGGGGAGAAUUUCUGUCCAGGCCUUUAACUUUGACCAGGUCUUUCAAUCUUACAUGAUGAAAGACUUUGUUUUGAAUUUCUUUCAGGACCCUUGUGUGAAAAACAACUUGCAUGUGUUGGACACUUCAGGUGUAUGGAAACCUCUGGGCAGAGAUGUUACACGUGUAGACGUGGAACAUGUUCCGUGCACUAAAGUGUCUGUGGACAUAUUUGACCCAAUUUUCUCCAGUGGCAUCGUGCAUCCAUCUGGUCACAUUACCAAAUGUUUUCAUGAAGUACAUCCUGACUUUGAUAAGUUGCGAAUGAUGCUGAUUGAAGAGGACUCUGAUAACUAUCAUGUGGUCAGUGCAUGUGACCGUCAGGAGUUCCUGUUUAGACUGUUUAAGCACAUUGUUCUGGGUGGUGAACUCUGCCAGUAUGAAGAUAUCAUUAGUCCUUACAUCGAAACUGCAAAAACAAUUUAUAAAAAUUUGGUGAGUGUUCAAAAAGAUUCAGAGACGAAGGUGAUCAGCAUCAUAUCAACAAUUUUGAAAGUCUCUGCCUAUGAUGAUUAUGGUUUGUGUUAUCCCUCUGAAAGAGACAGCGAGCAAACAUUCACCUAUCUGUGCAUUGAUCCUUUCAAACGGCAUGUGUAUGUCUUAUACCACAAUUAUGGCAUAGGUCUGUUCAAUAAAUUAUGAUAUAUAAAAUUAUAUAUAUAUAUAUAUAUAUAUAUAUAUAUAUAUAUAUAUAUAUAUAUAUGUGUGUGUGUGUGUGUGUGUGUGUGUGUGUGUGUGUGUGUGUGUGUGUAUGUUGUAUGUAUGUUUUUCCCUUUUAUUUUGCACCUUUAUUUUUUCUUUUUUAAUUAAUGUUUUCAUUAUAAAUCUUUGUCUGUCAAUAAAAAACAUACAAAGCAAAGUGCAGCUGAA